Messenger RNA from Pyrus x bretschneideri (Chinese white pear), 773 nucleotides. Its product is annotated as mediator of RNA polymerase II transcription subunit 28-like. The transcript has 4 exons. The coding region runs from base 183 to 608 and encodes 141 amino acids. Lineage: Eukaryota; Viridiplantae; Streptophyta; Magnoliopsida; Rosales; Rosaceae. Gene Ontology annotation, cellular component: mediator complex. Gene Ontology annotation, biological process: regulation of DNA-templated transcription. The record is from RefSeq and is a predicted model, not a curated record.
AUUUCGAAUAAUUUGUCUGAAAUUGAAAUUGAGAAUUACGCAUUUUGGGUUUUUUUUUUUCCUUCUAAAUUUCUUCUAUUAUAUAAUUCAAUUCACCAUUGCUUAGUUGUAUGAUUAAUUGAUUCGAAAAAGGCGCACACUUUUACUCAAAGUUUUGGGUAUUUUUUGUUUUGUAAUUUGACAUGGCUGAGAGACAAGUGGUAGAUCAACAGCACCAAAGUGAUGCACAGAUGCAAUCUCAAAUGGCUCCGAGGGGAGACAUGGUUUCGUGUGUAAUGGCGCUGGAGGCGGCUUUGCUUCCAUGCUUGCCUGCCAGAGAGCUUCAAGCGAUUGACCGCUCUCCCAACCCGUCUCAUCAGAUUGAUGUGGAGCGGCAUGCCAGAGACUUUAUGGAAGCUGCCAAAAAGCUUCAACUGUACUUUAUCAGUCUGCAACGUGAGGAUCAGCCAACGAAGGCUGAACAGCUAAGAAAGGAGAUUGAUGCAAUGGAAGAGGAGUUGAGGAUAAAGACCGAGAUCAUCAAGAAGCAUGAAAGUUUGAUCCAAGGGUGGAAAAAGGAGCUGAAAGACCAAUUGGACAAGCAUAACACUGAGCUUGAGAGGGUUUAGUUACUUGAGCAAUACAAUUAUAGUAAUCUACGGGAUUCCGUUUGUUGGUUGAUCAAUUUGUAGCAUCCGUAAAGAUUCUCUGUGUUCUUUUUAAACAUCCUGUGCAAUUCAACUCUAUCGUGUACAAACUAAGAUCAGUAAAGAUUAAAAAUGUUGAUUCUACAA